GGUCACGUUGUAAAAAGCGACUAAUUUUGCGUGAAAAAUGAAGAUAGAUUGAAAAUGAAUACCUACAAAACGAUAAUAAAUAAAUAAAAAAUGUGUGUGCAGCCUAAUUGAAAUUGCGCAAGUGUUAGAAAGAAGCUAAGCGUUGCUAACUGGAAUUAAAUAGGUGAAUAAAAGUGCGAGUGCUACAAGCAGCGUCGUUACCUUUUUCGCUUAUAACAUUUUUUGCGUGUAGAAUACUCAACCAACACACACAACUGGAAAAUACAAAACAAAACAGAAGUACAACAAAAUAAACACAAACAAGUCGGAAAUUAAAUUAAUUAUAAUAAGUGCGAUUGUGGAUGCAAAAUGCGUAUGCUGCGACAACAUAUACAACAAUAAUAUAAACACUAAUUGUAUGAAAAUUUGCAAGCGCGAGAUUUGGCAGCUAACAUAAAAUUGGGACUGCAGUUAAGCUGCUUCUUCUUCUUCGUCUUCGUCGAGAACAUCGUGUGGUUCUUGUUGUUGUCGGUAGUGUUAUCUCUACAGUGUGUAUAGUGCGGAGGGGGCGGGCAACGACGGCGGGUGGCCGCUGGCUGGCUGUCCACCAAAAAGCAGCAGCAGCAUUGUGCUGUUAAUUGGAUUAAGACCAAAAUCGACAACGGCGUCGGCGGCGAAAGAGUUGCGUGCGAGAGAGAUAGCGCGAGCGCAGGAGAAGUGCGAGGGAGGAAGAGAGAGAGAUGGCCACUACACAGCAGUAUUCAUUGCGCUGGAACAACUAUUUGCGGCAUUUGACGUAUUCGCUGGACAACCACAGGCUCAACGAUGACUUUGUCGAUGUCAGCUUGUGUGUCGACGGGCGCAAAAUCAAGGCACACAAGGUGGUGUUGUCGUCAUGUUCGUCGUACUUCAAGGAGAUCUUCAAAGAGAAUCCGCAUCCACAUCCUGUCAUUAUAUUUAAGUUUAUCAAAUUCGAAGAUCUCAAUUCUAUAGUGGAGUUUAUGUACCAGGGCGAGGUAAAUGUGCAACAAGAGGCGCUGCAAUCGUUUCUACAAACAGCUGAAUUGCUGGCGGUUCAAGGACUCACGGCUGAGGAGAAGGAAAAGCCGCAGCUGCCGGUGGCGCCGCUGAUUAGCGAACACAAGCUCAUCAAGACGAUACCCAGCACAAUACGUGCCGUCAACGAGCAACAGCAGCAACAACAACAGCAGCAGCAGCAGCAGGUGGCUGUGGCAAGUGUUGCCCAGGCGCAGAAUGCAACUCAAACCAUCGAAAUACCAACGGCCACGCUGUUGCAGGCAACGGCAACGCAAGUUCAAACACAAGUUGCUGCCGCUGCGGCGGUAGCGCAGUUGCAGCAAGUGCAGCAAAGCCAACAACAGCAGCAGCAGCAACAACAACAACAGCAGCAACAACAACAUCAUCAUGUACAAAGCACGCAGAUACAACACAUUCAAGUUCAGGCGGCACCGCCACAGCAACAGCAGCAGCAACAACAACAACAGCAGCAGCAGCAACAACAACAGCAGCAGCAACAACAGCAGCAGCAGCAACAACAACAGCAGGUGGCAGCGCAGACGCAACAUCUGACCAUCACUAAUACGGUAUCGCUGCCAACGGCAAAUAGCGUGAAGAAGCGCAAGAUUACGUUCUCGGAUGACGAUGACAACAUCUACACCACCGAAACGGUCGAUUAUGCCGUCAAGGACGAGCAGACCAUUGUGAAAACUGCUGAUAUGACCUUUCUGCGAGGGGCCGUCAAAAUGGAUAUACCCGAUUAUAUAGUCAGUGAGGUGGACGAUCGGCUGUCGGACGGCGCCACACCACAAACGUCACAGGAUGCGACCACCGGAGCCGCACAGACUGUGGCUCAAUACUCAUCCGAAUACGAGAUCCUAACUGAGUCUGAAAUCGAAGAGAAAUAUCAAGCUGAUCCCGAUAAUGCUGAAAUUGCCAUCGAAAUGACACGUUUGCUGGGCACAGCGAGCGGUGCCACAACCACAACCACCGCACAGGCUGUGCUCGAGGAUGCCGGCGGUGCGACGGCGGGUGGGGCGACAACAGUUUCCGUAACGCCAGUGAAAACCGAUACCAAAGCCAGCGGCACCAACGAUUCACCCAAUAAUAAAUGGACAGAAUGUCAGUUUUGCAAAAUGGUUAUUACCACGGUGAAUCUUUGGAGACAUAUUCGCACCCAACACACGCCCCAACCGCCGCGCAAGUGUGAGCUCUGCAAUAAGAAUUUCAAGAACAAAUACAGUCUGAGGGAGCACAUACGCAUCUCACAUGAGCAGAAGGUCGCCAUCAAAUCGGAGAACUGAUGGACAAUCUUUGAGGUGCAGCAGCAUCAGCAGCAGCAGCAAACAACGCAGCAGCAGCAGCACGGUGUCAAUUGAAUCCCCAAUUCAAGUGAAUGGAGAGAGAGAGACAGCACUAACAAAGCGAGAGAAAAAGAGAGAUGUAGAGAAAGAGAGGGAGCAACAUAACGUCCAAAAGAUUAACAAAAUGCACACACGAAAAAAUUAUGGCAAAGGAAAUUUACGACACACACUUCGCACACAUACAGAUCAACAUUGAAGCAGUCAGUCAUCAGUCAGCUAAAAAGUCAAGAAUAUAUAGUAUAUAUAUGUAUUUGUAGGUUAGCUCAUUGUGUAAACUGUUUGUCUGUAGAACUAGCAGAGAACGAAAGGAUUUUGUUGGCAUAAAGAAAUGAGACUGCUUUGAAUAAUUCCUUAGUGGAGUCUCAAGACUUUUGUCAGACUUUAUAAAGAAUUAUAUCCACCUCCCAAAGUGUGCAAAGCAGUCCCUGAAAAUUUGUUGGACACUUUGUAACUUAAUUAAGUUCCCAUGAACAGCAUCUAUAAAAGUUUUUUUCUGCUGUCAACAUUCUUAAACAGUUUCCAUGAACAACAUCUAUGAAAGUCUUUUGCUGUCAAUAUCCUUAAACAGUUUUUCUGUGUGUGAAGUAUAAAUAUUCCAUUUGGCCUAACAAAUUUGUAAUGAAAAUUUCAAAAUUCAAAACGAAAAAGUAAAAACAAAAAAUCAUUGUCAGUCAUUGAAGUCAAACAGUUUGUGGAACUGGUGGAUCUAAUCCCUUGCUGUUGACCAAACCAUGUCAUCUAUAUAUACCUAAAUAUAUAGACUAAAUAUAUCUAUUGAAAUUACUUGCAAAAUGCAGUUGAAGAGAGAAAGAGAGAUAGAGAGUAACAUAUAUCUAGCGAGUACAAUAUAUUGUUUUUUAAUUGAUAAAUGUGUAAUUUUUUUUCUGUUGUAUUUUGAUUUUUUUGAUUAGUUAGAAAAAGUGCGUCUCCCUUUCCGUACAUCACACGAAUUGUACAUAGAAAAAAAAGUUGAAACAGAAUUUUACAAUUGAAUAUGAAUAACUUGUGUUUGUAAUUAUGUAUUUUGCUCAACACACACACAUCCCAAACACACACACAACUUGUACAAAAUGAAUUAGGUUUUUUUGCUUAAAUUUUUCUGUAUAUUAUCGAUUACUUUAUAAAAAGAGAGAUGGAAACAAGCUCCCAACACACGCCCUAAAAUUUAGCUAGUACUAAAUAUAUAUUAUACCUUAAAUGUAAGUCAAUUCAACUGACGUAUUUAAUUUAAACAAUUAUGUUUUAAGCAUAUUUAUCAUUGUGAAAAUUCCCAGCUAAAAAGGAAAAAAAAACACAACUCCCUCCCCCAGAAACACACACAUACUAAAGAUAAUAUAUAUAUAGAUUAUAUAUACUUAGUUAAUUGGAAGGCUAAUUCUUAAA
This is a messenger RNA of Drosophila nasuta, 3743 nucleotides long. Its product is annotated as UPF0746 protein DDB_G0281095. The record is from RefSeq and is a predicted model, not a curated record. The transcript has 5 exons. NCBI's taxonomy places the organism in Eukaryota, Metazoa, Arthropoda, Insecta, Diptera, Drosophilidae. Gene Ontology annotation, cellular component: nucleus. Bases 720 to 2300 code for a protein of 526 amino acids. Gene Ontology annotation, molecular function: protein binding. Gene Ontology annotation, biological process: regulation of transcription by RNA polymerase II.